This is a messenger RNA of Micromonas commoda, 1065 nucleotides long. RefSeq lists its product with no specific name. NCBI's taxonomy places the organism in Eukaryota, Viridiplantae, Chlorophyta, Mamiellophyceae, Mamiellales, Mamiellaceae. Gene Ontology annotation, biological process: 5-phosphoribose 1-diphosphate biosynthetic process; purine nucleotide biosynthetic process. The record is from RefSeq and is a predicted model, not a curated record. Gene Ontology annotation, cellular component: ribose phosphate diphosphokinase complex; cytoplasm. Gene Ontology annotation, molecular function: ribose phosphate diphosphokinase activity; magnesium ion binding. The transcript has a single exon. Bases 1 to 1065 code for a protein of 354 amino acids.
AUGGGCCUCAGGGGCAUCAAGGCCAAUCGCACCAACAUUGGCGCCCUCCUCGGAUGCGACAGGGAGCAGUGCGACGUCUCCACCGCCGCGCUGCCCAGGCUCCAGCGGCUGGACAAGGGAAACAAGUAUCCCGUGCUCUUCUACGCACCCGAGAUGGAGGCGUUGGCGCAGCAAAUCGCGGGCGAGGACGUGUGCGGGAGCAGCGUCGAGCUCGGCAGCAUCGACUGGCGCACCUUCCCCGACGGGUUCCCCAACCUGUUCGUGAACGAUGCGUACGGCGUGCGGGACCGCCACGUGGCGUUCCUCGCAUCGUUCCACUCCCCCGAGGUCAUCUUCGAGCAGCUCUCCGUCAUCUACUCGCUGCCGAAGAUGUUCGUGGCGUCGUUCACCCUCAUCCUCCCAUUCUUCCCCACGGGGACGAGCGAACGCGUGGAGCGCGAGGGCGAGAUCGCCACUGCCGUAACCCUCGCCAGGAUCCUGAGCAACAUUCCCCCGUCGAGGGGCGGGCCGUGCAGCACACUGAUCUUUGACAUCCACGCGCUGCAGGAGCGGUUUUACUUUGGCGAUAACAUCCUCCCGUGCUUCGAGUCGGGGAUUCCCCUGCUCCUGAACCGCCUGACCCAGUGCGAGGACGCCGACAACAUCGUGAUUGCCUACCCCGACGAGGGGGCGUGGAAGAGGUUCCACGGCUUCUUCAAGGGGAUGGAGGAGGUGGUGUGCACCAAAGUUAGGCAGGGCGACAAGCGGCUGGUGAAGCUCAAGGAGGGCGAGCCCGCGGGGCGGCACGUCAUCAUCGUGGACGACCUGGUGCAGUCGGGGGGUACCCUGAUCGAGUGCCAGAAGCUGCUCUCGAGGCUGGGUGCGGUGAAGGUGAGCGCGUACGUCACGCACGGCGUCUUCCCGGGUAACAGCUGGAAGAAGUUCUGCGCGGGGGGCGGCGGGCAGGGCUUUUACAAGUUUUUCCUCACCGACUCGUGCCCUGGGACUGCGGAGGCUGUGAGGGGGACCGAGCCGUUCGAGAUCCUCUCGCUCGCGCGACCAAUCGCCGAGGCCCUGCACGUGUGA